AAAACCGUUUCGCGGCACGAGUCACGUACCCAUUUGGGUACGGUAGAUCCUUGGCCGAAGACCAGCAUCAAGAUAAAGUCAGUGGGAGCUGUGCCCCAGGAUGCGCGGGAACGGGUGGUGCCGUUAGUGGUGGACAACAACUCGUUGGAGGGACCAGCGAGCGGCGAGGAAGGGGGCCACGAAAACGGCCCCCGAAAGGGCCCGCUGGAUGGUCUAGCCCGCGAGCAGCCAUCAACGAGAUCUAGCUGGCAAGAGAGCGAGGACCGAUUGGCCGACACGCAGGAUUCCGAGACCGUCUUUGGCCCGGAACUGGUCACGGUGGACAUCGGACUGGGAUCCACCGGCGAACGUAUCGAGCUCGAUGAACGAAUCGGCAACGUUCAGAUCAAGCGGCCAGGAAGCCCGAUAGUAUUGACGAUCCAGGACGACGACGUUCCGAUCUCGGUGCAGCGCAAACGGCAAUCCGAGGGACCCAACGGCGCAGCGUUGGAGCUACAAUCGGCCGACGGGGACUCCGACGCGCGCUCGAAGCGUUCGGGGAAGACGUUGGACGACGACAACGACAACGAGGACGACGAGCUACCGGCUGCGAGGAGAAUCUGCGCGGCGCAUCGGCACAGAGUGUCCUGUCACGCAGCGCGGGCCCACGCGGAACCGCCCUGCCGAAGAGGCGCAAACCGAGGCCGGCCCUGCCGCGUUCAUGAUCACCAUCGGUACUGCUCGCGAGGGAAGUCGACGGAGAGACCGGAACAUCGGCAUCUGAGGUUCCACGAUCCGGAGAACGCCAUCGUUCGGUUGGAGCAGGACCCGAUACUUCAUCCGGUGCGCAUCCUCGGCUGUCCACCCGCGGAGGGCCAGGAGAUAUCCUCCUUCCUGGAACCGGCUGGGCCCAGCUACGUCUACACGUCGGGCCACAUCGGCGUGGGCCAGUUCGCCGGCGGUGAACCGUACUGCUUCGCUCUGCACAACCCGGACAAUAUUCUGCCCAAGAGCCGCGCCGGCAGUAUCGCCCGAUUCCUCGACGGACCGAAUCGCGCCGUGAGGGAGAUCAAUCGCAAGGUCCUGGCGAUGGCGCGCGCUAUGACGCCCGUUUGGUCCCUACGUCUGCUCGGCGUCAGCUGCGGCUCCGUGGUCUGCGCCUGGGGACUUUUGCUAAUACUGUCCGUGCUCGGUGGCACCUCGCAUGGCACGGGUAUCGGUAACUUCGGCCCCGAUAACAUGUCGGGCAAGAUGGAAGACUUGAACGGCGUCAGGUGCCCUUGGGCGUGUACGUGCGGCGGACAGGAGGUCGACUGCUCUCAUCGCGGACUCACGCAGAUUCCUGGUGACCUGGCGAGCUUGCUCAUCGCCGAAAAACUAGAUCUUCAAGGAAAUAACGUGUCGGUGAUAUUCAAGACGGAUUUCGAGGACAUGGCAACGCUCCACGUUUUAUUACUAUCCAACAAUCAAAUUCAUACCAUCGAAAGAGGCGCUUUUCAAGAUUUGGUGGCGGUGGAAAAGCUACGCUUAAACAACAAUCAGAUACGUCACCUGCCCGACCUCCUCUUCAGCAACAUGAUGAACUUAAAACGCUUAGAUCUCAGUCACAAUCAGAUUGCUACCAUCGGACCGAAGACACUGAGAGGAGUGUCCGCCCUCAGACAUUUAUUACUCGAGGACAACGUGCUGACGUGCAUAGACGAGGCUUCGAUACGAGAACUGAAAGAUCUAGAAAUACUAAUGUUGAACAACAACAAACUCGUAACGCUCGGCAAGGAGAUGCUGAACGGCUUGUCGCAUUUGCGGACUUUGAAGCUUGCGGAUAACGCUCUCGCUUGCGAUUGCCAUUUAGCAUGGUUAUCGCGUCAUUUGAGGACUUAUCCUCGCCUGGGGCAGCAUACGCGGUGUGCGUCUCCGGCUCAUCUCAAGGAUCGCAAUCUCGCGGAUCUGCAGGAGCACGAGUUCAAGUGUUCGGGCCUGGUCGAACGAACGGGUUCGGAAUGCAGCGCUGAGCCGCAGUGCCCGCAUCCUUGUAAAUGCGCCGAUGGGAUCGUCGAUUGCAGAGAGAACUCCUUGACAAAAGUGCCAACCCACCUUCCCGAGGACACCACUGAGUUGCGGCUGGAGCAGAACGGCAUCACGGAAAUUCCGCCCAAGGCUUUCUCGCCGUACAGAAAAUUGCGAAGAAUUGACCUGAGCAACAACCAGAUAAAAAAGGUAGCGGCGGAUGCGUUUCACGGAUUGAAGUCCCUCGAAUCUCUAGUUCUGUACGGCAACAAGAUAGCGGAGCUGCCGGCUGGUCUCUUUCAAGGCCUGACGAACCUGCAGUUACUGUUGCUGAAUGCCAAUGAGAUAUCAUGCAUACGAACGGACCUGUUCAAAGACUUAACCAGUCUCACUUUGUUGUCCCUUUACGACAACAAUAUACGUUCGUUAGCCGAUGGGACUUUCGCCAAUCUGCGAAGCAUCAAAACGCUACACCUGGCGAGGAAUCCGUUCAUAUGCGAUUGCAAUCUACGCUGGCUGAGCGUGUAUCUUCACGCGCACCCUAUAGAGACGUCCGGUGCUAAAUGCGAAAUGCCAAAGAGAGCGCAGAAACGAAAGAUCGAUUCGAUGCGGGACGACAAGUUCAAAUGUAAGGGUGACGAGGAGCUGCUGACAAAAAGGGCCGGCGAGUGCAUCCUGCCCGGUGCCUGCCCCGCGCCGUGCACGUGCAACGGUGCGACGGUCGAUUGCUCCAACAAGAGAUUAACUUCGAUACCGAAGGACCUGCCGCUUUACACGUCGACUCUGGUGUUGAACAACAAUGAACUGGACAAGAUCAAAGCGGACGGCCUCUUCGAGAAGCUGCCGGAGCUGCAGCAUCUGGACCUCAGGAAAAAUAAAAUCUCCCGCAUCGAAGCGUCCGCCUUUCAAGGAGCUCACAAUCUCACCGACCUGCUUUUGUCCGAGAACAGGCUGCGAGAAGUGCACAACAAGAUGUUCUCCGGCCUGCCGAGCCUUAAAACACUGAAUCUCCAUGGUAAUUCCAUUACGUGCGUUAUGCCAGGAUCGUUCGACGGGAUGCCGCACAUACGCGCCAUCAACAUGCAGGGUAAUCCGCUAUCGUGCAACUGCUACCUUGCGUGGUUCGCCGGAUGGCUGAGGAAACGGGACAUAGCUGGAAUCAGUGGCCGUUGUCACGAUCCGCCGCGAUUAAAGGAUGCCGUCAUCAAGGACAUUCCGCAUCACGAGUUCAAGUGCAACAACGACAGCGUGGGUUGCCUAGGCGACGAUUACUGCCCGCCUCAAUGUAAUUGCGCGGGUUCGGUGGUGAGAUGUUCGAGGUCUCAGCUUACAGAGAUUCCACGCGGGAUUCCACCGGAAACCACCGAGCUGUAUUUGGACGUGAAUGACAUCAAGACGAUCCAGCCGGAGCGGCUGAACCACCUGAGGAUUCUCACCAGACUGGAUCUGAGCAACAACCAGAUUGGAAUGCUGUCCAACGAUACCUUCAGGAAUCUCACGAAGCUGUCGCACCUAAUCAUCAGUUACAAUAAGCUGCAGUGCGUGCAGCGAAACGCUCUCGCGGGACUGAGGAACCUGCGGAUAAUCUCACUGCACGGGAACGACAUAUCGGUCAUCCCGGAGGGAGCAUUCGAGGACCUCAAGUCUAUAACGCAUCUCGCCCUGGGGUCCAACCCGCUUUACUGCGACUGCAGCAUGCGAUGGUUGGCCGAGUGGGUGAAGAAAGAUUACGUCGAGCCCGGCAUAGCCAGGUGCAUGGAGCCUCCCACGAUGAGGGACAAAUUGCUCCUGACGACGCCGGCCAGUGCCUUCCAAUGCAAAACCAAGCAACAGCCAGCCGAAGUCUUGGCCAAGUGCGACCUGUGUUACACCACGCCAUGCGAAAACGGAGGAUUUUGCGAGGCGCUUCCGGACCGGCAGUUCCGUUGCAAGUGCACGCCAGGAUAUCACGGGGACCGGUGUCAGCAUAAAAUUGACGCGUGCUAUGGAAAUCCUUGCAGGAACGCCGGAACUUGCAAAGUACUGGAGGAAGGAAGAUUCAGUUGCGACUGCGCCCCCGGCUACAAGGGACUUCGAUGUGAGAGCAACGUCGACGACUGCGCCAACAACAGGUGCGCUAACAACGCGACCUGCGUCGACCUCGUACAGGCCUAUCGAUGCGACUGCGCCCCAGGAUUCAUGGGAGAAUACUGCGAGGAGAAGAUACCCUUUUGCACAAAGGGGCACGACCCCUGCGAGAACGGAGGCCGAUGCGUCGACCACAAGACCCACUACAGCUGCGAAUGCCCGGUCGGCUUCACCGGUCUCAAUUGCUCCACAAACCUGGAUGACUGUGUCGAUCAUAUGUGCCAGAACGGUGCUACUUGCAUCGAUGGCAUAAAUAAUUACGAGUGUAAGUGCGCGGCGGAGUAUACAGGGAGGUACUGCGAGGCUGCACCCUCGACAGCCAUGCUGUAUCCACAGACCAGUCCGUGUGCCCACCACGACUGUCAGCACGGUGCCUGCUUCCAGCCCGCUCCCGCCUCCGCCGCGGACUAUCUUUGCCAGUGCCACCCCGGCUACACCGGAAAACGAUGCGAGUACCUGACGAGUCUGAGCUUCGUGGACAAUAGCUCGCUGGUCGAGCUGGAACCGCUACGCACGAGGCCCGAGGCGAACGUGACCAUCAUAUUCACGACCACGCAGGAAAACGGGGUUCUUCUCUAUGACGGGCAAAGCGAUGGGCACAUCGCUGUCGAGCUCUUUAAUGGGCGGGUCAGGGUUUCGUAUGACGUCGGUAAUUAUCCUACCUCGACGAUGUACAGCUACGAGAUGGUGGCCGACGGCAAGCCUCACAUGGCGGAGCUGUUGGCGAUCAAGAAAAAUUUCACGAUGAGGGUCGACCGGGGCCCCGCCAGGAGCAUCAUCAACGAGGGUCCGAAGGAGUACCUCAAGCUUGUCACGCCGAUGUUCAUCGGUGGCGUAGCGCCGGAAGUUGCUAAAGUCGCCUUCACCGAGUUUCAUCUGAGGAACAUUACGAGUUUCCAGGGCUGCAUCUCCGAGAUGUGGAUCAAUCAUAAGUUGGUAGACUUCAGCAAUGCCGCAAAGAUGCAACGCAUUACUCCCGGAUGUGCUGCUAGCGAGGAGGAGGCCGACGAGGCGAGAGAUAUUGUUGUAGCCGAGGGAAUUAACAAUAGCGGCGGUAACGAGGAGUCCAUGCCGCAAGAGCAUGUACCUCGCGAGCGCUCUGACAUCAUCGCGCCGGUAAUUGGACUGAUGCCCUCGCAUGCAUGUGUUGGACACGAGUGCAGAAAGGGAUCGCAAUGUAUACCAUCACCGUUUGGCAAUAACUAUUCUUGUCGAUGUCAAACCGGCUGGCAAGGACGAUAUUGCGAGAAGGCACCAACGUGUCGCAAGCAGCAUAUAAGGGAGUACUACAGCGAGAAUGGAUGUCGAAGUCGGCGACCUGUGAAGCUUGCUAAAUGUUGGGGAAGUUGCGGCAACUCCUGCUGUUUACCGCGGAAGACUAAACGGCGCAAGGUCCGAUUAAUUUGCACGGACGGCAUGCGGUACACCAAGGACGUCGACCUGGUGCGUAAGUGCACCUGCACCCGCAAGUGCUACUAGCCAGUCGACUACGCAUCGCGGCCCGAGUCUCGUCGGCGUGCGUCGAGACGCGGAGAGACCAGACCGAGAAGAGACCCCCGGAUCCGAAGUAGCACCCCCGCUCGCGCAGCCACGUGCCCUCGGAGAUGACGAAAGGAACGGCGGCGGGUCGGCGAGGGCUGCGAGGACCGCGCCCUCGGCGCCCCUCUUACGUGCGGCACCCUCAUACGAGGUGCACGUGGACGAGAAAGUGCGCGACGAAGUGCAGGCCAAAAAACUAGAUGGACACACACAUAGCCGGCUCAGUGUGAUAUGUAUUAUUAAAGAGAAAAGAGAGAGAGAGAGAGAGGAAGAGAGAAACCGCGAGCGAGAGAAAGAAAAAAGAGAAACAAGAGAAGCAAGAGUAUAUUGUACGUAUAUAUAAGCUAUGGACUAUCGAUAUCGAAGCAGUUAAACAUGUACUAGGUAUUAUUCGUAUAUAAUGACCCGAUAUAGGUAUAUUACACGACGCGGGAGGGUAGGAAGGGGCGAAAGGCGCGAGCGCGCGCGGACGAGACGCGUCCGCGUUCGCGAUAGCGGACCGCGCGCACGCGGGCGCUUGCGUGCCCGCAACGCUGUACGCACGAGUGCGUGCGAUUACGUCGUUGAUUUAGCGCGGAAUGGACCUAACUGGUAAUAGGGGAUUCGCGGCUGCGUGCAAACAGGCUUCCGUAAUCUUCUUAUGGGAUAUACCCGCGCCGCUUUUUGUUUAAUACGCCUCCCCGCGAUCGCGGCCGUAAUGCCCGCCGAGGUUUCGAGCCCGUAACGCAACGCAACGUCCGGACGAUCUCUCGGCUCGGCUCGACCACCCCUUCUUUCGAAAGUCAUUAUCCGAAGUCAGUAUAUCGCGAAAACGCGUUAGAACGAAUUAACGUGCUUGCGAGAUACUUGAAGUUUCGCAAUUCGCCGCUUAUCCAGAGCGGACCGGAAAUUAUUCACAAACCAGUGCAAUAUCGUGGUCACGGAAGUGGCGGCGCUCUGCUGGGCGGCCUCCCCUAUUAAAGAGUUUAUUGAAGCUACUCGAAGGUGACUUGCGUUUUUAAAUCCGACCGCGACCGGAUAAUGAAGAUUGACCAUAGCUUGAUCCCGUCAUCGUUAGGUCCAUUUCCCACCGAGCGAAAUUUUUACCACUGAACCACGCGAAUCUUCGAUCGCACAGCUGUUUCUACCCACCGAGAGGACGACGAUCGUUGAACCUUUGCACGGGAACGAUACAUCCGCGAGGAUAAACGAGAAACGUGUUUGCGAGGGUAAGCGCGAAUGGCUGCGAAUAUUUUACGUUUUCGCUGCAGAUUCCUUGGUUUUGGCGAUCGGGACAUUUCGCUUGUACGAUACACGCACUUGCGAGCAGCAGCAUCGUUAUAUAAGUAGCCAAUAAACCUGAGCGAGCGAGGCGAAGGGGAGGACCGGAGAACCGGCGGCGUGUUUCUUGCCUCUUUCAUCAGUCUGGUUGCAGUGCUGCUAAUUUAGCGUUCCAGUUAUCCACUUUAACACUGCACAAUCCUUAGCUAGUAGCAACGACACAUUAGGCCGCUCGUAAAUCGUACACACGAUGUUCCGAGGACAAGCCGUUUUUCAAGAGUUGACACGUAAGAUUACAAGUGUGCGAAUAGAUCGCAGAUAGGUGUUUAAAUGUAUAAAGUAUAAUUAUAUAUUUCGAGCGUGGAAGCAACUUAAUGAAAUGAUGAAAGAAAAAGAGUACGCCGUCAACGUCUUCUUCAUCUCACCUCACCGUGACAGCAGCAGUGGGAAUGCGGCUGAACUUUUGAGAGAGCCAAGAAAUCGCGCCGCCAACGCUAAACCGCCAAGAGACGAGCUGCAUCGCGGAUCUCGAGGGGCGCGCUUCGAAUUUUUCACUUUACGGCCUAAUAUCCGUUUUCGAGAUGCGAGAUGCAGCCACCGAGAUGUAAGAAGGGGGAGAGAUCACUCGCGAGCGUUCGCAUCCGACUACAAUUUCGAUGUCGCGAACGAUGAUAGGCGAGGAAACGAAUUAUUACGACGAGCGGAACAAUGCGAGUAUGCGUUCGAUCGGUCGAUGCGCGAAAAACAAAAAGAGGAACGUACGUAACUCCGUGUCACGGAUCGACAAAUUUCGAUCGGUAAUCCGGAACGGGGUUCCGCCGAUGCAAAAGACCGCGUAAUUAUUUUUCUAUAAGCGUAUUAUUUAUAUCUAAGCUAAUUUGUUAUUAAUAAGUUUAAUCCAGGAGCGCAAUUCGUUCGUACUACUUAAGCCUCUAUUAAUAACGUAUGACGUAUCGAUGCGUAUACCUACGCUAUAUCUAUUUAUGGUAUAUCUAUUCAGCCCCCCUCCCCUCCCCCCCUGCCCCGGGAAACUGCAUCGCAUCUUCCACUGCCAGUAUUUAUGUGUAUUUAUUCCGUUUCUUUUUUCCGUUUUACUUACGACGACGUUAUACAUUUGGAACUGUUCUCGAAACGCACACACACACGUUCGAAGACACAUUAACUGGGAGGCGAGCCGAAUAAUGAGCGCUCCCGACGUGCUCCGCUGUCAUCCUUCACGAUUUCGACGCGAUCCUGCCACUCAGUCGUGCGCCAAAGUUCGCACCGACAAAGUAUCAAUCGUAGGGCUCAAUGGUAGGCGUAGCCUCUGGAACAGCCGCCGAAACCGAGCCGUCGAAAACGGUUGCACGACUGUAGCGUACGUACCUCCUUUCCGGAAUUUCACUGCCACCACACGACAACUGCCCGACAACUGCCGACACUGUGACCGUGCAACCAGCGUUUCUCUCGAGUGUUCCCGUGAAUGAAGAAACUAUCACGGAGAAGAUAUUUAUCUCUGACAUAUUUUUUUACAUUUUUUACUUAGUUUCCCUCCCCCUGCCCCAGUUGCACGAAAGGUAUAUUUAUUUUGGUGCAAUGCGAAAGUAUAGAGAAAUAGCGAGAAAGUCCAUAAGCCGUAAACGUGUACACGCGCGUGGCGAUACAUCCACUAUCGAUUGACAGGACCGAAGAUCGUCUUUAUAUUUUUCUUCUUUGUGUAUUUAUCUUAAUGGGGAAAUAGGCGUAUCACGAUCGCAUAAGUAACACGAAGUAUGAUUUUUCUUUUAUAGUAUUAGUAAUCGCGUAAGUUCCCUAUGCCUCGAUGCAACGGUUUGAUCGUCGGCGUUUGAUUAGUCUCAUCUUCAAAUUUCUUCGAGACGCUCAGCGUCCCACCGAAGCCGAACAGACUUUGUAACGCAAUUCUGUACACUUGGUCCAACGAAAUAUAAAUAAACAUAUGCAAUCGAU
Molecule: messenger RNA, 8859 nt
Organism: Ooceraea biroi (clonal raider ant)
Lineage: Eukaryota; Metazoa; Arthropoda; Insecta; Hymenoptera; Formicidae
Gene: sli
Product: slit guidance ligand
Biological process (GO): axon guidance
Cellular component (GO): plasma membrane
Molecular function (GO): Roundabout binding; calcium ion binding; heparin binding
Source: RefSeq, a predicted model, not a curated record